AUGUGAAUUCUUAUAAAACAUUUUCCAUUUUUAAUAUAUAUUCUUCUUAAGGUGGUAGACAGCGGUGGACAAUUGUUCGAUGGACGAAACAGUACUCGCAAUUUCCGGUGAAUGGAUAUGCUUGGCUAGUGGUAAGUGGGAAUUUCGGGUAGCCCCAAACCGUGAGGCCAAAUGUGUAUCUUUCACCGACGGAACAGUUUACGAAGAAUUAUUGGCCGAAGUGGUUCGAGCAUAUGGAUUAAACACGAACGAGUACCGGCCAAGUCUUAGCUUUUGGUACUUUGGCGAGACCCAAGUCUUAACUCAAGGACAUAUGCCGCCGGUUUCGAUAGGUUGCGAAGUGUCCCUGAGAAAAUUUAAAAGUAAAAGAAGGGAGUGCAAUGGUUUGAAUAUGUUCGUCUCUUUUGUGAAGGUAGAUCGUACUGCUAACGACCGAGAUGUGGUGGGUAGCCUAGAUGAUGACGAACUUCUUGCAUGUUGUAAAGAAGUUGAAGAUCUGUAUCGUAAAUCUGUUGUUCAAAAAAAUCUUGAAAAUGGUGGUUUGCAUAGACAACCUUUACCAGCUGUGGACCCCGUGGUGCAGAAGGCGAAAAUCGUGGACAAAGAAAUGGUUACAAGAUUCGUUGACAAGGGUAAAGGAUUGGUCCAUGAAGAUGACCGUAGCAAUUUCGAGCCCAUUUAUGAAGAGGAAGAUGAUGUUGAAGAACCAACUUAUGAUUUCGACAGAUGGUCAAGUCUGAUUAACAAGGAAUACCCAAUGGACUGGGAUCCCUAUGCUAGAGGUUGUGGGCAAGUUAGCAACAUUGACAACAGAGAAGAUGGACCAGACGAUGGAGUUGUGAACAUGAUGGACCACUCUUCUGAUGGACAACAACUUAUGCUUCUGGGUGGGAAUAUUGUGGCCGAAGGUGGUGGUGUUAACGUAAAUGCUCCUGGCUCAUCGAGUGCAGUUGGUGUGGCAUUAACUGAAAAAAAUGGCAAUCGCGAAACACUUGAAAUGGUAAAUUUCCACGGGCAUGAUGAUGAUCACACUAUGGGUAUCGACGAGUGUGAAAUGUUGUUACUUGAUGAUCAGCCUUUCAGGGACAAUAUUAGAGGUGUUGGCAAUGAAGUUGGAGACAUGGAUUUGAAAAAGGCUGCAGAUGCCAUAUAUGUUGGAAGAGUUUUUAAAAACAAAGUUGAGCUGCGCGACACAUUACGUGUGUUCGCCAUGAAACGGUUGUUUCAUUUUAAAGUGAAGAGGUCGGACAAAACAAGGAUGGUAGCUAACUGCGUCGACCCCAAAUGCAAAUGGAGGGUGUUUGCAAAAAACCAUAAAAAUUCUGAGAACCUGGAAAUCAGGAAAGUUAAUUUGAAGCAUACAUGCGAUGUCUCGUAUAGGUCAAGGUUUGGGAGGAACGCAUCGGCUAGAAUACUUGCCAAACUCAUGCAAUCGAAAUUUUCGAAUGGAAAAAAAGGUCCUCGGGCAUGCGAACUUCCUGAGAUGAUUUUGGCGGAGUUGAAUGUAACCAUUUCGAAUGUGAAGCAUAAUUUCAAAUGUCCUGGGUUGGCUGCCAUGGUCUCAAAUGCUGCUAGGUCUUUUACUGUUGGAGAUUUGGAUUAUUGGCUAGCAGAGAUCGACAGACGCAAACCCAAAUGUACUGAAUAUUUGAUGGACAUAUGUCUUCCUUUUUGGACUCUAGCGCAUUGUCCACAGAAGAGGUAUAAUCUUAUGAGUAGCAACAUUUCGGAGUCUUUAAAUGCGGCGUUGGUGAAAGCUGUGGACUAUCCUAUUGUUUCUACGGUGGAAUUUAUUAGGACCAUGCUGAUGAGAUGGUUCUACCUGAGGAGGAAACUGGCAGCAAAAACAGAAUCUCGAUGCACACCAGAGGUAGAGGACAUUCUCAUAGAGCAUCUUGGAGAUUCUGUUGAAUGUGCAGUUUUGGCAUGUAGCGAUUGGAUUUAUCAAGUCAACGAUGGCAUGGGUAUUGUUUACGAAGUCGAUCUACAGUGUAAAACUUGUUCAUGCAAAGUAUUCGACACUUUGAUGAUACCAUGUUGCCACGCGUUAGCUGCAGUUGGGGUUAGAAAUAUAGACAUAUAUUCUCUAAUUGGUGAUUGUUACUUCGUUGGUCCAUGGAUGAAAAUGUAUGAAAUGGUGAUUCGGCCAAUACCCAAGGAGGGAGAGGUGGAAAUUCCAGAAGAAGUGAAGGUUGUGGAAAUGAAACCUCCGAAAACGAGAAGAGGUGGAGGAAGACCGAAAAAGAAGAGAAUCCCUUCCAGAGGAGAAACCAAAGUAAGUGUUGAUAUUUGUUUACAAUAAUUAUAAACGUGGACAACAUUA
Arabidopsis arenosa is the source of this 2323-nucleotide messenger RNA. NCBI's taxonomy places the organism in Eukaryota, Viridiplantae, Streptophyta, Magnoliopsida, Brassicales, Brassicaceae. The record is from the annotation of a GenBank genome assembly.